Molecule: messenger RNA, 1749 nt
Organism: Desarmillaria tabescens
Lineage: Eukaryota; Fungi; Basidiomycota; Agaricomycetes; Agaricales; Physalacriaceae
Exons: 7
Coding region: 1-1749 (582 amino acids)
Source: RefSeq, a predicted model, not a curated record
AUGGCCAACGACGCAGAUAUCCUCUAUGAAUUCCUUGGUGUUGACAUGACAAAGCCGCUUUCAGAGAUCUUCUCUCAGCCUUCUCCCAUCCUCAUGACUGAUCUACUGCGCUGUAUUGUAUGUCCCCAUGGUACAGAAUACACAACCCUACGCCGCAGAGAAGACAUUCAAACAGCAUACCUUGCUGUCGCUGAAUGCAAGGUCUGCCGCACACGGUAUUAUCCCGAUCGCUACGUAUACAAGGGGCCUACCCCAGGAAAUCAUCUUCAGAGGCUUCGCUGUGAUACACAGUACCUUCGCAUCUCGAAGCAUGGAGUCUGGGAGGAGGUGAUACUAAGCUUCCACUGCAGUUGGUCAAGUUUUUCAGACUGGACCAAUAGGAGGAUAAAGACCGGACGCAGUCUAACUUUCCGGCAAUCGCAGCGCCUGUUCAUCGAGCACUUCUCACGACAUCUUCUGACAUUCUCUUGUGCUGCCAAUUCAAAGACCGAUGUUCUGGUGUCAGCAGUGAGAGAAGAGAUAGGGAGAGAUGGUGGGAUCGUUCCUGGUGCCAUGGAACAUGCGUGUAUGGACUGCACCCACAAGAAGCGCUAUCGGCAGGAUUUGAUUGACGAGGGAGCCGAUUUUGGAGAGGAAGUUGGCUUGAUUGCAGGUGAAGAUGAUGUUGAAGGACUUGAGGGCUCUAGCGAAGAGAUCAACAAUACAGAGCCAGAUCUGGAAAACGGUGACUCGGAAAUUGACACUGUGGAUCAACUUUAUGCGCAAGUGCUUGCAGAGAAUGAGUUGGCACCAGAAGGACCACGGGGAUACUCACGUUUGGCUGUGAUAGAUGGCAAAACCAUGCGUCACCGAAUUUGCGCAGUGCCAGGCUGUACGGGAGCCUUAACAAACUACAAGAAAGGGAGAUUCUGUCGGGAUCAUGCUCUUGAAGGGCUUGAUGAUAUUUGUGGAAUUGUCUCCUGUGGACGGCCUGUAUCACCCCUUGGUUCGCUAACUUGCGACAAUCCUUCUCACCACACAUGGGUGCAGAGAGUCAUACGAGCACAGCAGGCUCGUGCUAUAGAUUCCCUAAUAGACUCAUCGAUGACUCCUGCGACCACUGGCAAUGUCCCAUUCCGAGUUGAGCUUCCAGAGCUCGAAGGUUUGGCUGGGAACAAGAUUGUUCACACAUUCCGAGCCAGAACCACAUAUUGUCUUCAGACAGUUCAAUGGGCUUGCGGUACACCGAUUGGAUGGGGAAAGUGUUUUACAGCAGAAAGUCCUUCACAAGUCCUCACAAUCAUCGACAAUAUCUGGAAAGACCAUUCACAGUACAAGCCGAACUUCAUCGCUUACAAUUCUUCUUGCAAGCUUCUCCGCCACAUUGUCACACAGAAUCCCUCGAAUCCAUGGAUAUCUUCAACCAAAUUCAUUGUGGAUGCUUGGCAUUACAUUGGCCAUAAGGCUACUGAUUCACUUUGCUGGUUAUGGUGUAAUCCUGUGCCAAGGAAUGGUGCUCAGCCAGACUUGGUGCUGGUUGAAAAUGACAAUGAUGGACAUCCUCAUUUGACUCGUGCAUUCAAUACAGAAACGGCAGAACAGUUCAACGCCUGGUUAAAUGGAUUCGAGGCACAGCUGUGUCAGAUGUCUAAUGUGAACUAUGACUUCUUUAUUCAUGCUCUGAUGUUGCUAUAUAAGGAGGAUAUUGGUCGGAGAAUAGAGAAGAAAGAAAGAGAAUUGGAUGAGCAGUUCUGGGAGGAUGUUCUGUAG